Plenodomus lingam JN3 is the source of this 1665-nucleotide messenger RNA. RefSeq lists its product as uncharacterized. Lineage: Eukaryota; Fungi; Ascomycota; Dothideomycetes; Pleosporales; Leptosphaeriaceae. The record is from RefSeq and is a predicted model, not a curated record.
AUGAGCGACCAACCCUACGAUUAUCUGGUACUGAGCCAUAGGUGGGAAAAGCAGUCUACGGAGCAAGUCCAAUUACUGGAGUCGAAUCUCGCCGACUUUCAGCUUGAUAUUCCGUGGGACAUGCUCUGUGCUUCAUCCCAAUACAAGGAGGCCAUCCGCAUUACAUGUGCUCUAGGCUACCAAUACCUAUGGAUCGACUCCUUGUGUAUCAUGCAAAAGUCUGAUGCAGACUGGCAACACGAGGCUAGCCGGAUGGCCAUUGUUUAUGGCAACGCGGUCUGCAACAUUUCCCUAAUCUUCCCCACGCAGCAAGAAAUGGAAGACGCAGCGAGAAAUGACCCGCGGGACUGGAACUCGUGUAUAUUGCGAGAAGCCACGCCCACAAAUCCAGGCCUAUAUCUUGAGCACGUCGGAAACGUCAUCGACCUCCCCUCUUGGCUACAGCAACACAAGUGGCCCCUUUUCGAGCGGGCUUGGACAUUUCAAGAGUACCUCCUCAGCCCACGAACCCUACUCGUAGGGCAUAGCAAUCUCAUGUUCCAAUGCUCCGAACUCUUCUACGACGAGCUCCUUGGUCCCAUGGGUGACGGCAACGGACUCAUCAUCGACGAAGAAAAGUCCUCCAAGGUUCACGACUUCGACUUCCAGAAAUCCUUUUACUUCCCCGCCACACUCGGUAUAGUCAAGGAUUGCCCUUCCCUCACCCAAGUCCCCGUCCUCUUGUUCCUACAGGAUUGGCUCAAAGUCUUCAACGAGUACCGUGCCCGCAAGCUCACCGUAACAACAGAUAGAGUCAUCGCCUUUGCGGGAGUCGCACGUGUAUUUUCCUAUCUAAGCCGUAUGACCUAUCUGGCCGGUGCAUGGCAAGAAUGUCUCGCACCCUGCCUCCUAUGGCACCUCGACAAGAAAUCCAACCACGUCGCCUUGAGAGACAACCAUCUGCCCAACGGCAGCUAUUAUGACUACUCCGUCAUCGUCCAAGAAGCCGCGCAAACAUGCCACAUACCAUCAUGGUCCUGGUUCUCGGCCCCCAUCUACGCCUACCACAACCUGCACUUCCUCUUCCUCGACGUGCUCUCCCUCCGCCGAAAAAGCAACCUCAAACCCCCCAUGGCCUGCGUCAACGACAUAUCCUGGGCCCAGCUACAACACUUCCAAUUCGGCGCACACCCGCAAAACUCCUUUUUGCCCUCGCGCAACUACGCAGACUUUUGCGCCCUCGGCCUCACAUUACGCAUGCGCACUCUCCCCGUCUCCGCUCAACUCCCCAUCCAUCUCUGCUCCCAACUCGCACACAUCAAACGCUUCCCCAAACACCCGGAAGACGCCACGCUCGACUGCGACCCCGUCUUUACAUACUACCACGACGACAUUGCCAAGCCGCGCCGCAAUCCGCCGCGCAACGCCCUCUUUGCGCUCCUUGCGGAAAUCCAAAUCGUGCGGCUGGGCGGCAAGUACCAUGUGCAGAGGAUACUGGCGGGUUUGGUGUUGGUGCCUUCGGAUAGGGAGGAAGGGGCUUGGAAGAGGGUAGGGGCCUGGAAGCUCAAGGUUAAGAUAUGGGGGUGGCUUGUUGAUCGGGCGAAUUUGCUCAGUGUGGCGGAGAGGUGGAAGGGGUAUGAGAUUGUGGGAAAGGCUUGGGGGAGCGAGGAAAUUACGAUUGUUUGA